Centropristis striata (black sea bass) is the source of this 2746-nucleotide messenger RNA. It is a transcript of the gene pigt, whose product is annotated as phosphatidylinositol glycan anchor biosynthesis, class T. NCBI's taxonomy places the organism in Eukaryota, Metazoa, Chordata, Actinopteri, Perciformes, Serranidae. Gene Ontology annotation, cellular component: GPI-anchor transamidase complex. Gene Ontology annotation, biological process: attachment of GPI anchor to protein. The transcript has 11 exons. The record is from RefSeq and is a predicted model, not a curated record. The coding region runs from base 13 to 1944 and encodes 643 amino acids.
CGUAGCAGAAAGAUGGCAGCUCUCAGGUGCAGCUACUCGGCUCUGCUGCUUAUUCUUUGUAGUUUGUCAGUGUUUACCGUCGCAGACAGCCAGGAAUCGACACUAACUGACCACCAUGCCACUAGUCCGCAAACAGCCACAGAAAAAGCGACACAAACGGCCGAGCAGCCCGCGGUGGAGGAGAGGCGAUGGGAAGCUACUGAGGUUGAAGAGGAGACUCCGGGUGAUGCUACAGCCGACACACAGGACGCUCCUGCCCCUGAAACCGCAGCCCCCUUCCCCGUACCAAAGCCGAAAGAUGAUUUUCAGGAGGAAUUGGUCAUCAGGCCGCUGCAUUCAGGAGAUAUUUACGCCAGCUUCCAGUUCCGCACCCUGUGGGAGACUGACUUCAUGAAGGGAAACAAAGUGUCCCACUACCGGCUCUUUCCCAAGUCUCUGGGCCAGGUCAUCUCCAAGUUCUCGGUGCGCGAGCUGCACAUCUCCUUCACCCAGGGCUACUGGAGGACCAUGCAGUGGGGGCAGCCCUUCCUGCCGGCCCCUCCUGGGGCUGAACUCUGGGUCUGGUUCCAGGACUCUGUGACAGAUGUCGACGGCACGUGGAAGGAACUGACAAAUGUUUUGUCGGGGAUCUUCUGUGCUUCACUGAACUUCAUUGACUCCACCAACACUGUUCAGCCCAGUGCAUCCUUCAAACCGCUGGGCAUAAGCAACGUGUCGGACCACCGCUUCCUUCGCUAUGCCACCCUCCCACGAGAGAUUGUUUGCACUGAGAAUUUGACACCCUGGAAGAAACUCUUGCCAUGUGGAUCCAAGGCUGGUCUUGCUGUCCUGUUGAAGUCGGAGAAACUCUUCCACAGCAGUUUCCAUUCCCAGGCAGUGCACAUCAGACCCGUGUGUCAGGACUGGCAGUGCAAAACCACAUCCUGGGAGCUGAGACAGACGCUAAAUGUGGUCUUUGACCUGUACACUCCUGGACAGGGCAAACGAGAGUGGUCGCUGUUUAAAAUGUUCUCUCGGACGCUGACCGAAGCUUGUCCACUGGCCUCCUCCAGUAAAAUCUACAUCGACAUCACAGACAACCCUGAGGGGGAGCAGUUUGAAUUGAGCCCAGCCACUCCCCUGCUGAGCCAGGCAGUGGUGCUGGGGGACAGGCGGACCUUCUCUGUCUACGAUCUGACCCAACCAAUCACCUUUGGCACUGCGCGCUCCCUCAACCUGCUUAUCCGUUGGAAAUCCAGUGAGGGUCACAUGCUGCGUCCGCUGCUCCACGGUGAGCGUUACGUGGCUGGCUAUGGGCUGCAGACAGGAGAGAUUCACACACUGAUGUACAACAACCACCCCUACAGAUCUUUCCCUGUGCUUCUGCUGGACUCUGUGCCUUGGUACCUUCGUCUCUACAUCCACACCCUCACUGUGACCAGCAAGGGGAAAGACAACACACCCAGCUACAUCCACUACCAGCCGUCUAAAGACCGUGUGAGGCCCCACCUGCUGGAGAUGCUGGUGCAGCUUCCUCCCAACUCCGUCACCGAGGUCACGGUGCAGUUUGAGCGGGCUCUGCUCAAGUGGACUGAAUACACCCCUGAUCCCAACCACGGCUUCUAUGUCGGGUCUUCAGUCAUCAGCUCUCUUGUACCCAGCAUUGUCGCCAUGGAUACAAACAGCACUGUGGAACAGCCACUUUUCAGUAGCUUUUUUCCCUGUAAAGAGGAGUCCAGCUACUUUGUGCGUGUCUAUACAGAGCCUCUGCUGGUCAACUUGCCAACUCCGGACUUCAGCAUGCCUUAUAAUGUCAUCUGCCUGACCUGCACUGUGGUAGCCGUGGGCUACGGCUCGCUCUACAACCUACUGACCCGGAGCUUCCAGAUAGAAGAGCCCAGCCCGGGACUGGCAAAGCGGAUAGCCAACGUCAUCCGCAAGAUGAGGGGUGUGCCGCCACUCUGAGGCUGGACAUGGACGACAGCUGGCUCUACUUUUAGAAAGGAAGUUUUCUUUUUGGUGAAAGCACUGGUAAACAUGGGACAUUCAGGGAAGAACUGAGUCAAGCACUGGUAUGAAUGUUUUUAAUACGGUCAACUUGAAGGUUUUGUUUUCAAAUGGAAGAAAACAAAUGAUUCUUUUGAACUGAAAUUUGUUCAGGUAUUUUCCUGCUGGCCAUGGACAGGAGAAUAGACAUUUCCCUACUUGGAUGGAAAGUCAGAGCUCUGUUAUGUUUUAACAAGGAACUGAUGCUGUGCAGUAGGCUGCUAUGGCAACUGCAUCAUUGUUUGGGUUUGAUUGUUUUUGUUUGUUGGGUGUUUGAAGCCAUAACUCCACUACAUCAUUAUAAAUCCAGUGUCCCUGAGACAUUUUGUUACUUUAUUAUGUUCCUGCACAUACGAGACUGGUGGCCUUAAACAGCAUUACCCGAGUUCCUCAGGGGUGAGAAAGAAAAAGGACGAUCACCUUUGGUCUCAUACUGUGGUCCUGACCUGUUGAUUGCUAUCUUCCUGCUGGGAAAGAUGAAACAAAAUUAGCCUCCAAGUCAGAAUCAGAAUUAGUCAGAAUUUACGUUAUUUAUGACAGGAUUUUUAAUUACUCCUAAGACAAUAUAGGACAUCCAGUGGUACCCUCUGUUUAUUUAAAAGUCCCUGAUUCAUUUUUGUUAUCUCACGCUUGUUUUAUAGUAUGAUUAACAUAUGAGAAAAGAAGAGAUGCCCACAAAAAUACUGAAAAGUUACCAAACCAUAGCAUUACAUGUUUGGAA